Molecule: messenger RNA, 947 nt
Organism: Cyanistes caeruleus (blue tit)
Lineage: Eukaryota; Metazoa; Chordata; Aves; Passeriformes; Paridae
Source: RefSeq, a predicted model, not a curated record
UGUGUGCAUGGACUUUCUUAUUUUGUAACAGGCUGAAAUGGCCCUACUGAUGAUGGAUGAUGAGGAUGACACCAGAAAACAUUUUAAUUACAAAAAGAUUGUAGAACAACAGAAUUUGAGCAAGAAGAAGAAGAAACUUCUUAUGAAAAAGAAAGAAUUACUUGAAGAUGACUUCCAGGUAAAUGUUGCUGAUACAAGAUUCCAAGCCAUGUUUACUUCUCCCCUGUUUAAUUUGGAUCCUUCAGAUCCAAAUUUCAAGAAGACAAAAGCAGUAGAAAAGAUCCUGGAAGAGAAAGCUCGCCGAAGAGAAGAAAAGGAGCAAGAUCUUAAGGAGGCAAACAAGGGCCUGGAGAACAAGAUGGCAAAGAAAGGAGAGGUUGCCAAGAAAGCCAUGGAUCCUGCCCUAUCAGUGCUAAUAAAGUCUGUCAAAAAUAAAACCAAAGAGUUUCAGGCACGGAAAAAGCAGAAAUUCAACUAACUGAACUUUGUUUUUACUCAGACUUUACUUUAGUCCCAGCCCUUCUAACUGAAGACAUCUGUUAAAGUUACUGCAGCCUGCUCUAAUUCAUGUCCACCUAAAAAGUCCUGAAAAGUCAUUUAACUACGUUGGUGAAUUUUGAAGUAUUCAGAGUCAUCAUCACUCUUUUCUUCUGCCACAACAAAUACUGUUUUGCACAUAUGUAAGGAAAUGGUCGUUUUGGGGUGGUUUGUUUUGUGUCAUGUCUUCUCUUAAAAAAAGUAGAAGUGCUGAAGAUGACUACAAAAUCAUAAUUAUGGGUUUAUUUAUAAAUAAUAAAACCAGUUCUGCAGAGGUUUAUUGCUGAGACUAAGUGGUUUUAAAGUUUUUAAUUCCACGGAAGCCUGUAAAACAUACCUGUCUUGAUAAAGAUGGUAAUAAUAUAACUACAAAUGAAAGAAAUUUUGUAUACAAGUUUUUUGUAGAUUUU